Molecule: messenger RNA, 1143 nt
Organism: Stylonychia lemnae
Lineage: Eukaryota; Ciliophora; Spirotrichea; Sporadotrichida; Oxytrichidae
Source: the annotation of a GenBank genome assembly
AUGGAUUACUCAAGGCAUUAAGGUGGUUCAGUUACUGCACGCCAUCAUAAUCUGGCUCAUCUCAGAACUAAUUUAGGACCAGCAGGAACUUAUAGGGAUCAUUAAGAUUACAUCCCACCAGAAAUUUAACAACAUCAAGAAGAGGUAAAGGAGCAGAUAGUAAGGAAUUUAGAGAUAACUAAAAAUCCAAAUCUAUACUCUUACCCAGAAGUCUUAAAUUAUAAUGAAUACGACUAAUUCGUAAAGCACUAAAAAGAUGAUAGAAGGGAUAGGCAUUUGAUGCUGAGAACUGAUGAUAUCGAAGGAGCCACUCACAAAAUGUUUAAUCGAUAGCAUAAAUAUGGAAUUAAAACCACGAAUUUCUUCCCAGAAAUACCCAAUGUCAAUAGCUUUUACAAUAAACUUAACCAUGGUCUUGAAGCUAAUAACAUUCUAACUCACAAUACUCCCUCUAGAAUUCCAAAUAAAGCCUCUAUUCUCAAAUAGGAUUUUAAUAAUGAAGACGGUAGAAGGUCAAGAGGCUAUAAUUAGCAAAGAUAUUAGUCUACAGCAAAUAUGAGAGAGUCUCCUCAAAAAUAGCAAUAAGAAGAUGAUUUAUCUUAAAUGAGGAUUAAUUCCUCUGUUCAACAGCUUGAUAUCAACAAUCUCCAUUCAUCUUUAUCAAAGGAAAAUAUAGUAUAGUCUCCAACUUAAUAAAUUCAUCUAGGCUUACAAAAACCUCUUUAGAAUGUGUAUUUCAGUAUUCAGAAUCACAAAGAUGCUGCAAGUGGGAGUUACACUGCUAGAGACCAAUAAAAGCAAAUACAAGUCCCAUCUAAAUAUGACAAUCUUCGGCCCUUAAUGACUGAUAAGUAUUAUUAAUAGCAAUAAAAUGGAAACAAUAUGAAUCCCAUUAUUCUAAGAUAAGAUCAAUUAGCUAAAAAUUCUCAGAAUGGUGAGAUUAAUUAUACAGAAUAAUAUAAGAAGAUGUAGUAGGAAAAGUAGAUGAACUAUUACCCAAUAAUAACCUCCAAGGACUCACCUUUUUCUUAGAUUUUAGAUAAGAAUUUCACUUAAUCAAGUAAUGAUUACGGAAACUUUGGCAAAAGUUAGGAAAUGGCUGCAUAUAUCAAGGAUCUUCAAAGCAGAAGGAGCUAAAUGUGA